Penicillium verhagenii is the source of this 573-nucleotide messenger RNA. RefSeq lists its product as uncharacterized. The record is from RefSeq and is a predicted model, not a curated record. The transcript has 4 exons. The coding region runs from base 1 to 573 and encodes 190 amino acids. Lineage: Eukaryota; Fungi; Ascomycota; Eurotiomycetes; Eurotiales; Aspergillaceae.
AUGUCACGAGUUUACCGAGUUCGGCAAUUAUCACAAAAUGAUACCUGCGAAUUUUUGCAUAAAGUCACGCCGUCCGGAGAAAUAUUCGCAAGACUUGACUUUCUGGCGCGCUGCUGGUGUCCUGAUUCAAUUCCCCGGAACCCGAUGAAAACAUUCAGCGUAUUCGCUAAGUGCUUCCUGCAGCAGUUGACACUCGCAUCGAAGCUGCCAUCAUCAAUUGAUGCUUAUGGCAAACGUUAUGACAAAGGCAGCAUGGUUGGCAAUGGUCUCGAACUUUCCCGACAAUUAUCAAAUCGGCUUGCGAUUGUAUAUGAACAAUAUACUGCAUCUCACUCAGAGGGGCUUAGUCCUAAGCGCCUGGUGACCGUCAUGAUCUCUUUCUUAUCUGAGCUUCAGAAUCUCUCAGAGAUUCCUGCAGACCAGGAUCUAUGUCCACUGGGCAAGCCAAAGGUGAAUGAUGAGGUGUAUGCAACUCAGUUGUCCAAAAACUGGAAGGAACCAGGUGUGUCUUUAAAAUCGUCACAACAAGGCCUCAAUGAAGGCAAUCUGGCACCUAAGUUACGCCAGCUCUGA